GUAUUUGACAAGAACCAGUAGUAAAAUUUUUAAAUGUUCUUUACUUCUCAAAGCUAUAAUCAUAUGCUGAUAUUUAGAGACCUCACAAGACAAAUUUUCCCUUAAAUUAUGUGAUAAUUUUUCUUUUACCAAAAUAUUUUCAUCAGAAUAUAGAGGCUUACUCAAGGCUUCUCUCAAUGUCUAGGCAUUGGAUUAUUUCUUUAGAUUUGCAGAUAAGUGGCAAGUUUUCUUAGUACAUCUGACUGGUAGGUAACAAAUUCUUCUGUUUUCAUACAUUUGGUAUUUUGCUACACUCACACAAGAUUGACACCUGAAAAGGACCAUUUUGAACUCUGGUUUUCUUUUAUUUUCCAGUAAGAAUUCUAUGUGAAAACAUAAGACUUAGGAAGACUGCUUAUCACACAGCAGCCAUCCUGGCCUUUCUGUACAUAAAAUGCCAGGCUCUCUUCCACCACAGAGCUUUACUUAGCACUUAAGCUCCCUUUUCCUGGAACAGUCUCCAGAUACUCAUGUCUAGCGUUUUGUUGUUGAGGACUCAGCUCAAACCUCCCUUUCCCUGGUAAUCCUAUCUGGCCACUCAGUUUAAUUAGGGAUAAGUGAUUGGAUGUUCUCACCUUGUCAGUUGCUUUCCCAUUAUUUCCUGGUAUUGUGAGGACAUGCUCAAAUUUAAAAGAGAAGCAUCAUAAUUUUGGUUAGAAUCAGGGAAAAAUGGUUUCAGUUGCUUAAGACUGCCAUAUUGGGCAGUGUUAAUGUGUAUUCUGGGUUCUUAUUUUCUGCAAGACCACCUGUUUUAAGUACAUUCCAUAGAACUUGAUCUGUCUACCAAUUGUGCAACUAUGACAAUUCAAUGAGGGUAGAUACCAUUUCCCUAUUCAUGCCUGUAUAAUCCCUGGCAUUGAUUAUUAUUUUGGUUUCUACAAAACAUAUGAACUUAAUGCAAAAGCGGGUGAUUUAUUGCCUCUUGUGUUUGUAAAAACUCAGUAUGUUUUUUUUUCCUUUAAUGAACUAGAUGUGAUUAUUUGACAAGCAGUGGUCAUUAAAAUACUGGAUGUAAUUGUAGGUAACUUGACUGCCUCCACAGAGUAUUAAAAUAUGCUUUUUUUCUCCUUUUCUGAGGAUGAUAAAACAUUAAAUACCUCAAAUAUGACAUGAAGGAUUUAAAAAUCUUUUCCUAGUAGAUGGCAGAUUGUUCUCACAUGUCUAUCAGGAAGUCUGCCAAAAUAACAGUAACCCCCAAGGACAAAAAGAAUAGAUGAGACAACAGAAUGAGAGAUGUCAGCCAGUUUGCAGAAAGCUAAACCAGAUAAAGAAAUGAAUUACGAGACCAAAGAAAGUUACAUGUUAAAUGUCUGCAAGGGAUAUACUAAAGAGACAAACUCACUCCAUAUAGAAUCUGUGAGAGGCUCAAUUUUUGCAGGCGAAAGUUGCCAAGGAAUGGAGGAAGGUGUGGGGCUGGAAACAAGGGAUUCAUUAAAGUCUGUAAGAGCUGUUGAAUGUCCAGGGUGUCUAUCCCACCCUAGGAAUCCAGAUAACUCCCCCAUCCCACAUACAGUUUAUUUUCUAGGUGAAUUGAAGCAGAGAAAUCAGACCCAAAUGAAAGCAGGCAUGUGAAGCAUCAGACAAGGGAAUCAGGUGAAAAUCUAUAUCCUUUACUGAAGUAAUGUCACCAGUCUUACCCCAUCUUGGCCUCAUUAAAUCAGCAUCCAAGGCUUACAUACCGCACAGCCCUCCCCGCAUCCCCCAGUCAAGAUGGGAAGAUUAUUCUCUGAAGAAACCAUGCAGUUCCAGAGAAAAACUCGCUGACAUUUGGGCAUUCUCCAAAGAAUAGGCCAGGUCACUACUACAAUGAAGUCUGUCAACAAACUAUUCAUGCACAAUGCUUUUCAGUGCUUCGCUUUUAAAUAUUGACAGCCAAAGAUAAUCAGACAAGGAAAGUUUCAAACCGAAAAUCUUUUCAGCAUACUUUUUAUGCCUCAUCCCCCAUUAUUUUACCUGGAAAGUAAAAUACUGCCAGGCCUUAGAAUUUACGCCUUAAGAGAAUUUGUUCCAGCUCUGGGAUUAUGAGCAUCUGGGAGGAAAAUUUGAGUCCUAACAGCAGUACCCUCACUAAUGUCCAAAAUCACAUCUUGUCUUGGAAACUAGAAGUGUUACGUCCUGAACUUAACGCUAUUGCUACAAUAAAGCUCUACAGCUCAAAACCUUGACAUUUACCAAAUAUGCAGCCAAACAGCUCUUUUCUAGCAAGUUGCCUAGCAUCACAUAAAUACAUGUUUUCCAAGCCUUUGUAAACUGCCGUGUCCUACCUCUAGAAAAGAGGACAAAUUAAGUCCCACCUGCUCCCGGGGCUCCAGUCCCAGAAUCCUUGGCGAUUUUGCCCGAAAUAGUCUUUCUCCAGCUCCGCAGGCACAGAAUAGCGGCCCUGUCGGCCUCAGGCCUGGCGCCGCGUCCCCAGGCAAGGGAGGGGCAGGACCCGGAGAGGCGCGGCGGGGCGCCUCCUCUGCAGACCGCCUUUCGGGGCUCAGGGACCGCUUGGGUUUCCGAUCAAAAGCAGCUGCCGAUUGUCAUGUAGACGCGCCACCCCCACCCCAGACACACACCCGGUGUUUGUUUGCCUUCCCUAUUUUAAGCUGCUGAUUCUGUAGAUUGACCCUUUGACUCCAGGCUCUAUCAAUCAUCUCGCAUUUUGUGAGAAAUGGGGGAGGAGGGUUUGGCCGAACAGGAAAGCUUUUCUUUUCCCGCCGUGAACAGCGGCGCCGGGAGUCUCUGGCCUUAAUUGCAAGAAUUGAUCGAUAGCUUUCAAUUGCUGUGUUAUAAUUCCUUGGAAGUGCUGAGUUUGCCCGCGCCCUGGGCGCAGCGGGACGCGGUGCGCGCUGGGGCAGCCGCGCGCUAGGCCGGAGGUUAUUCCGGUGCGCGGGGUGGGCGGCCCGCGGCCCGGCCUGAGGUUAAGCGGCUUCUCCGGCCGCGGCGUGCGGGCCGAGGGAAGGCGGCGGGACGCGAGACGCCCAUCCGGAACUCCAGAGGGUUGCCUUCCACGGAGCUCAGCAGAUGAGCGGGCGAACAUGAAGUCCAGUCCUGUCAUCCAAGCCGCCAUUGACCUCACCGCGGGAGCCAUAGGGGGCACAGCAUGUGUCCUGACCGGGCAGCCUUUCGACACAGUGAAAGUGAAGAUGCAGACGUUCCCCGGCCUCUACAAGGGCCUCAGCGACUGCUGCCGGAAGACGUACUCCCAAGUGGGUUUGCGGGGCUUCUACAGGGGCACCGGCCCAGCGCUGAUGGCCUACGUCGCUGAGAACUCUGUGCUCUUCAUGUGCUAUGGCUUCUGCCAGCAGUAUGUGAGGCAAGUAGUCGGACUGGACAAGCAAGCAAAGCUGAGUGACCUGCAGAACGCAGCCGCUGGCUCCUUGGCUUCUGCGUUUGCUGCGCUGGCGCUGUGCCCCACUGAACUUGUGAAAUGCCGGCUACAGACCAUGUACGAAAUGGAGAAGUCGGGGAAAAUAACAAAAAGCCAUAAUACGAUUUGGUCCGUCGUGAAGAAUAUCCUUAAAAAGGACGGCCUACUGGGCUUCUACCAUGGGCUCUCGAGCACACUACUUCAAGAAGUCCCGGGCUAUUUCUUCUUCUUCGGUGGCUAUGAACUGAGCCGAUCGUAUUUUGCCUCAGAGAGAUCGAAAGACGAACUAGGCCCUGUCCCUUUGAUGUUAAGCGGUGGAAUUGCUGGCAUUUGCCUUUGGCUUGUCGUAUACCCAGUGGAUUGUAUCAAAUCCAGAAUUCAGGUUCUUUCCAUGUCUGGAAAACAGGCAGGAUUUAUUGGAACUCUUUUAAGUGUGGUGAGAAAUGAAGGAAUAGCAGCCUUAUACUCUGGACUGAACGCCACCAUGAUUCGAGCCUUCCCCGCCAAUGGGUCGCUGUUUUUGGCUUAUGAGUACAGCCGGAAGAUGAUGAUGAGUCAGUUUGAGACAUACUGAAGUGUCUUGGUGAGCCCUGAUCCAAAUGUAUGCCUUUGAGGACUAUGGUUUAUCUCGGGGCUUCAUGGAGUAUUGGACCAAUUUGGAAUCGUUUUUUACUUCAUGGAGAUUUUGUUUUUGUCUUAUCUUUUUCUACCCUUAAUCUUAAACUUUAUGAAAGAACCUUUAUUUUUAUAUCUUAUAAUUUCUUCCCAUAAUUGUAUUGAAAUAGAAAAGUUGCUGCUCUUGUGUUUGGUGGGAUAUACAGAGUGAUCAGGUGGCCCUAUAUACCUAACCUGAAGGUUAAAUAUACUAUAUUACUGCCUUUGCAUUAACCUGUACAUGUACAUAUACUUUGAAAGUUGGUUAUAUGUGGUGAGCAAAACACAGCUUGGUUCCACGUUUAAUCUUAUAUCACCAGAAUACCCAAGUUAACCAUGUUUCAUGAAGAUGAUUAUAAAUGAUGGCUUAACCCAUUCACAAUGUAGGGUCUCUUUAAAACUCAACAUGUACACUAUACUAGGCAAUUAAAGUUUUUAAAAAGUUCUCAUGUGGUACUUGAAAACCAAAAUACCCAUCUCGAUUUUUAAGAGGAGAAUAUACCUGCAUACUGGUGUGGCUUCCACAUUCUUGAGCUAAAGCUUCAGAGUAGGCAUCCCGGAUUUUCUCAAGAUGCUCUACUUAUAAAAUAGUGCCAUUCAUUUUCAAAGUGGGAUCAGAUUCCACACUCUUAGGUGCAGCCUAAGAGCAUCAGCCCUGUGGCAAGUAAUGCGACCUUCAUCUAUACCAACUUCCCUUCUUCUUUCCCAAAGAGCUUCCCCUCUACUGGGCUUUAGAGUGAGGAAGUGGUUAAGGGAAUGGAGCUAUUGAUCCACUUUGGAUCAUUUACUGUCCUCUCUGCCGCCACCAUCAGAAACCCUUCCAGAAAACAGAGUGCCAAAGCCCAGAGAACCUUUUAUUCCCUGUUUGCUGAUCACGUGACAGUACUUGUGGGUGAAGUCCUCCCCUUUCAAGGCAGAACUAGACACAACUUAGUGCUUACACGCCACAGUGAAUAAGGUCAGCACCCACCCAUCCUGAAAUACACCUCAGUCCGUGGCUCCUUGUCACCCUUUCACCAUGUUGGAAACUUCUAAAUUUCGUACUGUCCGUCAGUGGAUUUUUUGAUGACUGUAUAUGGAGUGUGACUUUACAAAGCAGUGAAACAUAAGAAAAAACUACGUUUAUUAAACUAUGCCGUAUGUAUGUAUAGAUGCACUAACAACAACAACAACAAAAACAAAACAAAACAAAAAACCAUACUGAUCCCCACAGACUUGGUGAUGAACACCUGUUCUUUGGCCAUGUGUUGUAGGAGGGUCAUGCUUGUCACCACUAAAGUAAGCCUGAGCAUUCCUCGCUGCUCGAGGAGCGGCAGGGUCCCUUUCAAAAAGAAGUGUUGUUAGGCAGCCAGUGAAGCAGGAAGCAAGCGGACUAAUAGUCUUAGUAAUAGUCUGCACCAUGUGUGUCUACCACUGUUGACAGGAUAUAAAUCUCCCGUUUCCUUUAGCUUUUUGCUAUAUGUGAAGCCUCUGUGGUAACUAGCCAUAGUGACAGAGCAAGAAGGUCGGGGAAACAAUAUGCGACAAAUUGGAGCUGCAACAGACAUAUGGGGAGGGGAUGCCCAGCGUACCUGGUGUGCUUGAGAGCAGUGCCUGGCAUGCCAUUUGCCUUUUCUUUAAAAGAAAACCAUUUUUUCCAUUUUAUUUUUAAGUUACAUAUACAUUUAAGUUAUAUAUUCCAUAUUUAAAUGGUCAGUAGCUGCUUAGUGGGGCUUCAUCCAAGUAGGCCUGGAUUAAAUCAGGAAAGAGAACAGACCUGGCUUCCAGCAGGAAUUGGACCUCUUCAGCACCCACACCCCUGCCCAGCACCAGUGAGCUUUUCUCAGCCCUGUCGUCAGUAGACCUUUUCACAUAUUGUCUAAUAAAGGUUUGACUAAGUAUCUGCAAUAGAAAUAGUUUGAGGCAAGUAAGAGUGAGUGAGGGGAGGGAAUGGGAACCUAAGUCAGAAGAAUUUUUUCCACUCUAUUUGCUUAACUCAUGGCUUGAUAUUUGGGAGCAGUUUGUACCAUUGCAUAUCUACACUCCAGACAAAAAUAGAGUAACUUGAAAAUUGUAUUUAGAGAAAUCUGAGUGUUCUAUCAUUAAGCUUUUUAGCUAAAUAAAAAUGUUUAUUGAACUCAUACCAUUUACAAUGUAUUGUAUAUUGAGUUCUGGGUAUUCAGACAUUAAUGAUAGCUGCUUUCUGUUCUCAGUAAUCUGACCAUCUAGAUGUUUGUUUUACAGUUAGAAGAAUGAUGUUCUAGAAUAAAAUUCAGAACAAAGUGGCAUGGGCCAUGCUACGCAUGCUGUUUGACAAGGUCCAGUCACGAGGAGUAAUCCUGAAAGCUAGGAAACCUCAUAGCUGGGCCCUGCCAAUUCCUGUACUUAUUUUUGCAGUUAUGAUGUUGGUAAUUGGGCUCAUAUAUGGGAAAUCAUAUGUAUUUAAAACUGAUUCAUCUCUAUUAAUCAACAUAACCCGAACCUUUGAUUGGAAUGGGAAUCAAAACAGUAGUUCCGUGAAUAAGAGCAGCAGUCUAGGCACAACCGUCCCGGCAGGCCGCCCCAAGCAGUUAAAUCAGAACAAACCAAGCUCUUCCAAGAAUUAGAUCCAGCCUGUCCCCAACUCUGCAACAACACAAAUAUGAUGAACGAGGAAUUUCUUACAGAAUUGGCUAAGAAGGAGUUAGGGGAGCCAGGCCGGUGGAAAAGCCCCGGAGUUCCAGUGAAACAGCAAAAUGAAACCAAAAAACACCUAUUAAUUCCUACUGCCCAGGGGCCUCCCCAUGUUGCUUCUAACAUAAGGGGACUACUCUUGUAUCCCCCUAAAGAAAAAAAUUCUAUGGGAAAGAUAGGGAAAUGGCUUUCACAAAUGUCCCAUACACAGGAAUUUAUGAUGAAUACAUGACAAAAUAUUAUAUCAAUGGCAAAGUAGUACGCACAGACUCUGUCAUGUAUGAAAGGAUAAAGAGAAGUAAUAAACCAUACUGCUUACAAACUAAAGAAGAUGCAAAGAUCCAAAAAUGUGGAAUGAUUAUUAUGGUAGAAUAAAAUGUUCAUAUUGUAUAUAAAAAUUAGAUCCAGAUUGUGAGGACAUAGACCUUAAGCUAGGAUGGGGAUGGAUAAUGUUUGAUGUAAACAGAAACCUCAGAGCAUGCAAAUAUAAGUUUAAUAGUUUUAAACAUAUAAUCAUACAGCUUGAAAUUUAUAUAUCCAUUUAACUCUGUAUAACCUUGCACGCUUAAAAGCAGAAUCACAGCCCACACACUGCCACAUGCCAUUUUCCUGCCUAGCACCUAGCAUGUAACCUACAUCUCUGGCCAGAAAGGUUAGGGGAAAGUUAAACAUUAAGUGUUACAAGGAAGCUGUUCAAGGAAAUGAUAACAUGAGCUGGAAUCAUGCAAAAAGUGAAAGGAAAAAACAUUGUAUCAUCCAUGAGCAAAGAAAAUGUUUAACAUUAUGUAAGGCCUAAAAGAUAUAAAAAUAAAGACCCUCCCACUUGAUGUCAGGAGAUGCUUCAACCCUGA
This is a messenger RNA of Manis javanica (Malayan pangolin), 7548 nucleotides long. RefSeq names its product mitochondrial ornithine transporter 2. Gene Ontology annotation, cellular component: mitochondrion. Gene Ontology annotation, molecular function: L-ornithine transmembrane transporter activity. The record is from RefSeq and is a predicted model, not a curated record. Gene Ontology annotation, biological process: mitochondrial L-ornithine transmembrane transport. NCBI's taxonomy places the organism in Eukaryota, Metazoa, Chordata, Mammalia, Pholidota, Manidae.